Fusarium verticillioides 7600 is the source of this 1137-nucleotide messenger RNA. RefSeq lists its product as hypothetical. The transcript is spliced from 2 exons. Bases 509 to 871 code for a protein of 120 amino acids. The record is from RefSeq and is a predicted model, not a curated record. Lineage: Eukaryota; Fungi; Ascomycota; Sordariomycetes; Hypocreales; Nectriaceae.
CACCUAUCUCAUGGAAGCUGUCUCAUCUUGAAUUCAGCAAAGCUCAAUCGCCGAUGUUUUCAUGGUUGACUUACGACGAUGAACAUCCCCACAAACCGUCAUUGAUGAUUAAGUCACCCAAGACCUCAAAUCAGCCACCAACCUAAGAAAAGCGAAGCUUGGUAAUCUUGAGAAUCGCUUUCUAGAAAAGACCAAAGGCCGUAUCAACAGAAGCUCUGCAGCCCCCUUCACUGACCGAACCUUCCCCCCAAGUCAUAACCACUCUCUUCAACACUUAGAAAUAAUACGCUAUGAAAACAAGUUUCGUGGUUUUGGUGGUACCACAUGUUCCUCUGUUCUUGUGCGCAAUCUCCAAACAUCCCUCUCGCCUAUGACCCAGCCUGCUUUCAGGUGAGAGAGUACUUUUGAACGACGAUCACCAUUCGUUUUGGAGCCUUAAACACGAAACCAGAUCCAAUUGGAUUCGUUCUAUUAUGGCACACAAGCAGGAUUCAACACGCCGAUCUCUAUGAUGCUCGUUAAACAACCGAAACUUAAGCCGUCCACUGCCAGAUUUGUCUUCAUACAUGAUAUUUCAGGUGGGACAACCGAAGAGUUGCAGAAAACUCAAUUGUAUGCGCAAGAGUUGCUUUUACGCUCGCUUCCACACAUGCAGAAGUUAAACGAAAGGGCACAUCGUCAGGGCAAUAUAAGCUUAAAAGGUUUUUGUCGUUUAACCUUCUUUGUCCGCAAGACAACCCCGAGUCGAUGUAACUUUGCCACCUCGCAUUGGUACAGGGCCUCCCACUCGAUGUUUGGGGAAGCACAAUUGUGUAGUUCGGCUAGAGGCUUGUUUCUCGCGAUGAGACAUCAACAGUGGAUUGGGUGCUGAGGUAUCACCACCUUUAUGCUGUGGUAUUGGAGGCUCACAACACAGGACUACCGAUGACAACUUGUCCUGUAGUUGCCAACUCACCGAGGUGGACGCAUAAAACCAGUAAAUAAUUUGCUGGCCAUUGAGAUGAUAUCGAUUGUUGUCGUCGUAGGUUUCAGAUGGCGGGGACAGAGAAGGGAGCCAACGUUGUGAUAGCUGGGAUCCAGUAAUGGGUGUAAAAUUAUAGUCCAAAAGUAUCUGAACACCCCACCCUAUAGGAACUU